AUGUUUUUCUUUUACACCUAUAUUCGAGGUAUCAUGAGGCCAUAUCUCGUAUUUGUUUAUGACCUGCUAACGAUUUUAUGGUGUCGCAGUCUCUUGAGAAACGAUUUUUGCUACAUUAUUUCCUCUGCGACUCACCCUUCUCACCACUCUCCUGGCCUACCGCAGCAUCGACCAACCCAUCGCCGUUGCACUGCGUUCUGUCUCCUCAAUGCACCGGCAAAGCCCUUAACCCGGUCUUUUUCAUACUUCAGCCAUUUUUUUCUCUUCAUUCUUGCUUCAUCGUUUUCGCGCCAAACCCCUCUGCCUAUCCCUUUUAUUUUCAUUCUUUCUUUCUCAUCUCUUGCCUUUUACUCUUUCUUUCCUUUUAUCGUUCAUUUUCUUCUCCUUUUCUUAUUUUUACUUACUGCCAUUUUCUAUUUUUCUUCAUUUCUUUACUAUAAGAAAAGAACGUCUCUCGGUUGUCUCCCCCUUUUUCACUUCGCUCCUUGUGUCUUUUCCUUCCGUCAGCCUCUUUUUCGUUUCCCUGUCUUUGCUGCCAUUGUCCUCUGA
Molecule: messenger RNA, 549 nt
Organism: Acanthosepion pharaonis
Lineage: Eukaryota; Metazoa; Mollusca; Cephalopoda; Sepiida; Sepiidae
Source: the annotation of a GenBank genome assembly